CAUGUGUAUGCAACUAUGUCGUAUCUAAGGUAGGAAAUAUGGUGGCUACGACAGUCAACAGCAGUGAUGAGACAAUAGCUCGCAGCUGUAAGGCGUCGGACAGGCCCCUCACUGCUGCAUGCUGUGCUGCAUUCGCUGCAAGGGGAAUAUCCACGAUCGGUGCGACAUACACAUGCACAGUGACAUCGGCCAGUGCCUGUAUUCACCAUCUCCCCUUUGUGUCGCGUGUGUGCGUGGGUGGUAGCAAUCAACAACAUGUCCCAACAUCGUCGUUGAAGCAUUAGCAUCUACAACUCGUCUUGGGGGCCAACUGUCGCGUGAGGUAGCAUUCCUACACGAGGAAAUGUCUUAAUCAAAUGAAACUGCAAGCGACAUCGGCUUGGGCUAGAGAUUCACAGGAAGCGAAAUAGGGCUGCAUACUCGUCAUACCGACGCAGCGGUCCCCAUAUUAAUUCCCAGUUUUCCUUUUCUUUUCCGAUGCACGAUUUACUUUUUCGCUUGGUGUUCGAUGGAGCGUUCUUCCGAAACUCAUCCGGGCGAUUUCGUGUGCUAGAAUUAAUGUGAAGGGCGGACCCGCCCUGAUCGAGAUCUUCAACUGCAGCAAUAUUGCAUUGCUUUUGAUUCCUUUCUUUUCUUAUCGCUAUCUUCAGCAUGAUUUCCGCGUCCCCGCGGUAUACGAGCGCGGAGUGUAUUUCUGGUCUAGUCCUCCCAACCAGUGCGGCAGCGCGCGAUGCCGAGUCACGUUCUCGCCCCAUUGAAUCUAGCAAGCUUGAGGCGAAGGAUACGACUUCCGAGCCUCUACUAUUCGCGUCGCGAUACAUCACUCCUUAGCUAUGGAGGACAGGUUAACAACAAGAAAAGAAUCAGCUUGAAGAAUACUGCAAAAGCCAUAGCUCACCGCCUGCCAACACGUCUGUACUUCUCUUCAAAGAAUCAGGCUGGCCCAACUCUCUACGCCUCACCUACUCGCUCCCUUCCCCGCCCGCCCGAAACAACACCAGGCACAAGGCCUACAGCCGCUAGCCUAGCCACAUAUAAAAGGAAACCUUAUUGGUAA
This is a messenger RNA of Periconia digitata, 1057 nucleotides long. The record is from the annotation of a GenBank genome assembly. Lineage: Eukaryota; Fungi; Ascomycota; Dothideomycetes; Pleosporales; Periconiaceae.